AUGCAGGACAGGGCGAGCUUCCACAGCAACAAAUCGCAGGGUUUGAAGAACAAACUGAGUCAAGCGCAAAUUAACCAAAGAAUUAAAAACAUCAAUUUGACCAAGCGGCUAAUAUCGUAUGAAAGGUAUAUCAAUGCUAUUCCAAAGGAAGAGAGAAGAAAAGAUAUGAAAAAUGAUUGGCACCCUGAGACUCCACGCAUUAACAGGAAUCUUAGCUUGUCACAGUGGAAUGGAGAAAUGAAAAAAUGGAGGAAGCAGGUACAUGCGUGGGGGAACAUGUCUGAGGAGGUCCACAAAUACAUCUGUAAUUUGCCCGCUUCGGAAAAGUAUAAUUAUUUAUCCAAGUUAAAAUUGCCUGAACUGAGUCAGGUAGAAAUUGCCAAGUUAAGAAGGAAAAAUGAAGAAAUUGCAAAUAGGAUGUUAGAGGAUAUUGUGCGAGUGAGAGAUGACCACGAUGGUGAGGGGCACCCACAACCCCCCGGUCAUAUAAUCGAUAGGCCGCUUUUUUUUUUGCCUCACAAUUUUAGUGGCACCAUAUUAAACAACAAAUUUGUUCUUAUUAAGCGGGGUGCCUUGGAAGACUCCCUUCAGUCGAUGAGGAGGAAUUAUGAGGGAAAAUAUCACCCCCUGUAUGAAAAGUAUUGUGCCUUGUAUCUGACACCCGUUGGUGGUGAUAGCAACCAGGAUGAGCAAUCCCAGACGGGCGACAUUACUGUUUUUGACAGGGGGGCGAAAAAUAUAUUAGCUGCUAAUAUGAUGAAUACGUACAUGGAGAACCAGAAAGAGAGGGCGUCGCAGUACCUUCGCCCAGUUUAUGUAAAGUAUACAACUGGGAAUAACUACGUGGGGGAUAAAAUGAAAAGAAGGUUUUAA
Molecule: messenger RNA, 873 nt
Organism: Plasmodium coatneyi
Lineage: Eukaryota; Apicomplexa; Aconoidasida; Haemosporida; Plasmodiidae
Exons: 1
Coding region: 1-873 (290 amino acids)
Biological process (GO): mRNA 3'-end processing by stem-loop binding and cleavage; mRNA transport
Cellular component (GO): histone pre-mRNA 3'end processing complex; cytoplasm
Molecular function (GO): histone pre-mRNA stem-loop binding; mRNA binding
Source: RefSeq, a predicted model, not a curated record